Dracunculus medinensis (Guinea worm) is the source of this 2025-nucleotide messenger RNA. The record is from the annotation of a GenBank genome assembly. NCBI's taxonomy places the organism in Eukaryota, Metazoa, Nematoda, Chromadorea, Rhabditida, Dracunculidae.
AUGUCGAAUAUGGUCGAUUCCACGAAGAAUACAAAUAGCAGUCAUAAGAAGAGUUAUGAUGUAACUGAUUUAUUCCUUUUUCAUAAGGAAUCGAUCGGAAAUUGGGCCGCUGAAGUUCCAUUAACCUCUGUUACCCAGGAAAUAGCGGUAAAUGAUAAUGAUAGUAACAAAGAUCAUUCGAACGUUCAUCGAGAGACUUCUGUCGAUCAUUCAACUACCGUGUGUAAUGAAUCGCGACACUAUGAAUUGCGCGUCUCCAAUAUUAAUUUUUCAUCAACUAGUGAAGAUUUGUUUUAUUUUUUUGGUGGUGAUUCUUCGGUUGCGGAGGUUCAUUUGCAUAAAAAUAAGGAAACGGGUUUAAAUAGUGGCAUUGCGAAUAUAAUAUUCAAAGACGAUGAAGCUAUGGAGCACGGUUUUAAAUUAAAUGGAGUUACAAUGAAUGGUCGACCUCUUCGAGUUUCUCGAGUCCAGUAUAAUCAAAAUCGAACCAGAUAUGAUAGUCGUGGAAGCUAUUCUGAAAAUUAUAAUGCACCUCGAAAUAAUGACUGGUAUUCAACCUAUCCAGGAAGGAGAUCGAAUAAUAAAUUUAAUGCUGGUCGAUCUAUCUCAGAUAAGCUAAAUCAGCAACAAGGAUUCCAUAAGAAUGAGAAUUUCAGUAGUUAUGCACCUCGAUCUAAUCGGGAAAAUUACAAGAAACCGAAUAGUGCAUAUGUGAAUACUCCACGAUAUAAUUAUUAUAGCCAAGGUUAUUACCAUUUAAAUCCAUCACAAACUUCAUAUAAUGGGAACAGGCGUUUACCGUUCAACAAUAGCAGAGAUGAUUUUAAACAGCGAUCAGAAAGUGGGAAUGAGAACUCGAAGAAUUUCAAUAGACGUGCACAAUGGGUAUCUGUUCGUAUGUUUUUCUGGUUCUGUUCUUUCUUCUCUUCUACUCGACCUCAUACUAAUCAACCAUCUUGUUACAUAGAUUUUUUUUGGAUAAAUUUUAUUGAUGAUAGUUCUAUCAGUCCUAGAGUGCUACCAGAGCGUAGUGAAAGGCCAAAAUUGAACCUGGAGCGUCGAACCAAACCACUAGAUUCUGCAAAUGAACUUCCUGCUCGUCCCAAAAGCAUUUUUGGUGAUGCGAAACCUAUAGAUACAUCGGAAAUGGAAAGAAGGGCUGAAGAACUUUUACGAUUGGAAGAUGAAGCGUUAAGAAAAAAGGAUUCGACAUCGAGCAAGGUUGGUACGGCCCAUCGAACUGAAAUGAUUUUUACUGCAAAAUCAUUCCAUGAUUCUCGAAAUACAUUAGUGAAACAAGCUUCAGCUACAGAAGUUUCUUGCUCCUUACCACAAACAAUCUACGGAAAAUAUUCAAAGCGGACUAUGUCUCAGCCCCUCAUAGAAUAUUCUGUUGUUGAAAUAGAAACGUCCACUGUCCUUCCUCCUCUUUCUGAAGCGCAACCUGCUAUCUUAUCUUUUCCUAAUACUUCACAUUCCAUUGAUCAAACUAGACCUAUCUCUGAGUGUAAGCUGGUUUCAUCCGAAACAGAUCCGUUAUCGUCAACCACUUCCGCCUUUAAAUAUCCCUUGCCUUCUAUCGCUACUUCUUCUUCAGUCGAAAAUAUGCAUUCCGGUAAAACAUCAUCAGCUACGUUGCCCCGCGCUGGUAAAAGUUAUCGAACAUUUACUCGUUCUCGUGAUUCAAAUCGGUCUUCGAUGGAUCAGAGCAUGAGUACUUGUCGAGAAGGCGAGUAUGGAAGUAACGUGCGUCAUACUGGACGUGGUGGACGUAUCUUACAUGUCCCUUGUCGGAAUAAACGACAUGAGAACGAUGUCCAGAAAGUACUAAAUGAAAGUUCAUCCACAGGCCAUCAAGAAAAGACGAUUAGAAAAAAAGCUGCGAAAGAAAACUCACAAAAAUUGCCAACAAGAGAAAAAGAAAAGGAAAAAAAGAAGGACACCAUGCCGAAAUUUGUUGAACCACCACCUAUUAAUUUUUCAUCUAAAAAUAAAUUCGCUUAUUUACAAGAAACGGACGAAUGA